Molecule: messenger RNA, 978 nt
Organism: Fraxinus pennsylvanica
Lineage: Eukaryota; Viridiplantae; Streptophyta; Magnoliopsida; Lamiales; Oleaceae
Source: the annotation of a GenBank genome assembly
AUGGAAGUUCAACAGCAAGCACAGCUGCCUGGCUUGAGUUCAUUCAACAAUUCCUCCACCAAGCUGAAGACUCCGGAAGUCACAUUUGAAAACGAAUUUGAGAGAAGGAUCUGGGCAGACAUAAUUCCUCAGAAUGAAAUUGGUGUCAAGUUCGAUGACAUUGGAGCUCUUGAUAACGUCAAGGAUGCACUGAAGGAGUUGCCUUGCAGGGGAAUACUUCUUUUUGGUCCUCCCGGUACGGGAAAAACUAUGCUCGCCAAAGCUGUAGCGACUGAAGCUGGUGCAAAUUUUCUGAACAUCUCAAUAUCUAGUAUUGCAUCAAAGCCAGCAAAAUUGCUCCGUGUUGUAUUUAUUGAUGAGGUUGAUAGCGCUUUGGGUCGAAGAAAUGAUCAAGACUCUGGAAUCACUCGUAGGAUAAAAACUGAAUUUAUGGUAAAUUGGGAUGGCUUGCGCACAAAGGAUGAGGAAAGGAUACUAGUUCUUGCAGCCACAAACAGGCCUUUUGACCUCGAUGAAGCUGUUAUCAGAAGACUUCCACACCGAUUCAUGGUAAAUUUGCCGGAUCUUGCAAACAGAACUAAGAUCUUAAAAAUUAUAUUGGCCGAGGAAGACAUGUCUCCAGAUGUUGAUAUCGAUGCAAUUGCUAGUAUGACCGAUGGCUUCUCUGGUAGUGAUCUCAAGAACCUGUGCAUCGCUGCUGCAUAUUGUCCCCUGCGAGAGUUUUUAAGGAAGGAAAAGGAAAAGGACAAGGUUCAUGAUUUAGAUGUUGGUUUUCUGCUGAAAUCUCUUGAAGUAACUGAAGCAAAGUCUUCGCCUGCCAAUAGAGGGAUUGCUGAACUACGGCCUUUAAAUAUGAAGGACUUCAUUUAUGCUCGUGAACAGGUUAGAGCAAGCACACCAGCCGACUCACGGAUCAUGACAGAGCUUCUGCAAUGGAAUGAGCGGUAUGGAGAAGGUGGUUCCCAAAAGAAGACAUAA